AUGGAUGCUGAAGCAAGUGGUACCCAGAAUCAAGAAGAAAAGCUCCCACUCCUGAGCAAUGCAGAGAUUCCGGAGGCAGAGAGGAACCAGAUUCAGAAAGCCAUUAGCCAGACAUUUGAGAGCACAGCAAACUUGGCAAACCUUCUACCUACUGGCACUGUCCUUGCUUUCCGUCUUCUGUCUCCAAUCUUCACAAACGAGGGCAGCUGCGACUUGGUCAGCAAGACCAUGACUGCUGUACUUGUAGCUAUCUGUGGUGCCUUAUGCAUCUUGCUAUGCUUCACAGAUAGCAUAAAAGACAGCAAGGGGAACAUCUGUUAUGGGUUUGCCACAUUUUCAGGCCUGUGGCUUAUCGAUGGAUCAACCACACUUCCACCAGAAUUUGCUGCUAAAUAUAAAUUGCGGUUUAUAGAUUUCAUGCAUGCAGCUGUAUCAGCUUUGGUGUUUGCAGCAAUUGCAUUAUUUGAUCAGAAUGUAGUAAGUUGCUUCUUUCCAGAGCCAUCUCUAGAGACAGAGGAAAUCCUCACAGUAUUGCCUGUGGGCAUUGGCAUUUUCUGCAGCAUUUUCUUUGUUGUAUUUCCUACAAAGAGACAUGGAAUUGGCUUCCCACUUUCAACAAGUUAAUACUGAUCUUUUACAUUCAUGUUUGUAAUGAACUUCAAUUUCAAUAAUUUUAAUUGAUUAGUGAUUUAUCAUGUUGGGAACAUGCUAUAUGUGGCAGUCAUGUAUACUUAUUCUCAAAUGUGGAUAAAUUAUAUAACUACU
Arachis duranensis is the source of this 765-nucleotide messenger RNA. RefSeq names its product protein DMP6-like. Bases 1 to 624 code for a protein of 207 amino acids. Lineage: Eukaryota; Viridiplantae; Streptophyta; Magnoliopsida; Fabales; Fabaceae. The transcript has a single exon. Gene Ontology annotation, biological process: endomembrane system organization. The record is from RefSeq and is a predicted model, not a curated record.